AACAUUGCUAUGAUAUGAAUGAAUGGAUGCAUAGGUUUGUAGAAACGGAUCGUUUGAAUGAACCGUAUAUUCAAUGGACAGAUGUUUCACCAAAUUUUAACACUUCAUAACAUUUGACAACCAUUUCUAUAUAACAUUGAUUUUAAAGUUAUCUUUUAAUUGUUUUGAUUGCCUUUUGUGUCAAUUACUUAAAGUCAUUGUUUUUAUUGUAAUCAUAUGAUUGCCAUUCAAUUGAAUCGAUAGUCAUAUUAUGGUUCACAAUAUGGCUAUUCCGGUGUUUACGACGAUUCAGGCCAUGUGUUGCAUCCAUCGCAUGCCUACCACUGCGUGAGUCCAGUGACCGGUCAUCACAACCACCAUCACUACAACCAAACACCCAGUCCUACGAUAGCACCGGAACACUACACCAUGAGAUCACUUGAAAGUAGUAUGCAUUCAUCUCCGAUGCAAAUGCAACAACAAAAUCACAUGAAUGGGGAUCACAUGAAUCAUAUGAUGUCCAACUCAAACAACUCUCCGAUGCAAAUGAGUGGUCGCGGCCAUCGAUCCUUUGGUGACGGUCACCAUCCAAUGGACUUGUCUUCACCGCAACCACAUUAUGAUCAUAUGAAUCACAGCAGACAUUAUCGCAAUCAUAGCCACGAAGAAAAAGCAUCGAGAGAUCAAUCACUGGUUUCUCUAAAUUCUGGAGGACUGAGCCUUAUGGUACCUCCUCAAGGUCACGCACCUCCAAGCCCUUUACCAACACCUUCACCACCCAUUGAUGAUAGACAUAGGCCUCGAAGGGGUGAACAGAGAUUAACGAGAGAAGCGAUGAGGAAAUACAUUCGCGAGAAAAAUGACCUCAAAAUCAUUAUACUUCACGCAAAGGUCGCACAGAAAUCAUAUGGCAAUGAAAAACGUUUCUUCUGUCCGCCGCCGUGUAUAUACCUAUUAGGAGACGGAUGGGCCAAAAGACAGGAACAAAUGAUCAGAGAUGGAGAGUCAGAACAGGGAGCAAAUCUGUGCGCUUUUAUCGGUAUCGGUAACUCUGACCAAGAAAUGCAACAAUUGGACUUCAGUGGCAAAAACUAUUGCGCCGCUAAGACAUUAUAUAUAAGUGAUUCCGACAAACGAAAGCACUUUAUGUUAUCCGUUAAGAUGUUUUAUGGCAACGGAGAAGAUAUCGGUGUGUUUUAUAGCAGAAGAAUUAAAGUGAUAUCAAAGCCGUCAAAGAAGAAGCAAUCUCUGAAAAAUGCUGAUCUAUGUAUCGCUUCGGGAACCAAAGUGGCGCUAUUUAAUCGUUUGAGAUCUCAAACAGUUAGCACUAGAUAUCUACACGUAGAGAAUGGCAAUUUCCACGCCUCCUCUACUCAAUGGGGGGCUUUUACUAUACAUUUAUUGGAUGAAAAUGAGUCUGAAAGUGAAGAGUUCACUGUAAGAGACGGUUACAUCCAUUACGGCGCCACUGUUAAGCUGGUCUGCUCUGUCACUGGAAUGGCUCUCCCAAGACUUAUAAUACGAAAAGUGGACAAACAGACAGCACUGUUAGAUGCGGACGACCCGGUGUCACAGCUCCAUAAAUGUGCCUUUUAUAUGAAAGAUACGGAACGCAUGUAUUUAUGUCUAUCUCAAGAGCGUAUAAUUCAAUUCCAAGCGACUCCGUGUCCUAAAGAGCCCAAUAAGGAGAUGAUCAAUGACGGUGCCUCCUGGACUAUCAUCAGUACAGAUAAAGCCGAAUAUACCUUCUAUGAAGGUAUGGGUCCUAUUCAUUCACCGGUUACACCCGUGCCUGUAGUUCACAGUUUGAACCUUAAUGGUGGCGGCGAUGUAGCAAUGCUUGAGCUAACCGGAGAAAACUUAAGUCCACUCCUCAAAGUAUGGUUUGGAGACGUCGAGGCAGAGACUAUGUAUCGAUGUCAAGAAAGUAUGUUAUGUGUAGUUCCAGAUAUCGGUGCCUUCCGAGAGGGUUGGCAAUGGGUCCGACAGCCAACUCAGGUUCAGGUAUCUUUAGUGAGAAAUGAUGGCGUUAUAUAUGCCACUGGACUGACAUUCACGUACACACCUGAGCCGGGACCACGUCCUCACUGUCCACAAGUGGAUGAAGUGUUACGUCCCGGUCUCAAUCAGUCACAAGGCCUGCAUCCACAUCAUUCACAUCACACGCCAUUAAGUCAUCAUUUAUUGCAAAGCGAUCACAAUAACCAUCCAAUGUCUCACAGUCUGGGAAUGGCCUCACAGGGAUUGAGUCCAUACAUGCAAACACACCAUCAGUCACCCAUUUAAAAGACUAAUUAAUGAUUCAAUUGGUGACACUAUUUGUAAUGAUUCAUAUUCUCUGUUAAAUUGAAAUAAUACUGUGAUAUGUAUUCAAGUUAUUAUACAACUAAUGAAACGCUUCUAUUGUAUACAAGACCUCAAAAUAAUUCAUUUCUAAAA
Oppia nitens is the source of this 2418-nucleotide messenger RNA. RefSeq names its product recombining binding protein suppressor of hairless-like (gene Su(H)). Gene Ontology annotation, biological process: regulation of transcription by RNA polymerase II. The coding region runs from base 409 to 2265 and encodes 618 amino acids. Gene Ontology annotation, molecular function: DNA-binding transcription activator activity, RNA polymerase II-specific; RNA polymerase II cis-regulatory region sequence-specific DNA binding. The transcript is spliced from 9 exons. Lineage: Eukaryota; Metazoa; Arthropoda; Arachnida; Sarcoptiformes; Oppiidae. Gene Ontology annotation, cellular component: nucleus. The record is from RefSeq and is a predicted model, not a curated record.